Closterium sp. Yama58-4 is the source of this 576-nucleotide messenger RNA. NCBI's taxonomy places the organism in Eukaryota, Viridiplantae, Streptophyta, Zygnematophyceae, Desmidiales, Closteriaceae. The record is from the annotation of a GenBank genome assembly.
AUGGAUGUGACCGAGAUUGCGAAGACGAUUGAGUCCACCACGGGUGACCUGUCGGAGCGCUACUUGACGACAAACAGAGCUUUCGGGGGCGAGGGGAAGAGCUGGCUGGUGAACUUCCUCAAGGUGCUCAAGGAGGGUGGAGGCAAGCAGGUCCGGGUGCGAGGCGUGGAUGGAGAUGGACGCCCGGUCAACCACCUCUACACCAUGCAUGAGAGGAAGCUGAAGGGCCACAAGCAGGGAAGCACCUAUGCAGACUGCGUGAAGUUGUGCCGCCAAUUCGCCCGAGACUGCGUGGACAACCUCAAUGACCGGGUGGAUGACCUUGGGAAGCUGGGCCCGACGAAGCUGUUCCAGGCGGGGAAGUGGCCGAAGAUCAAGGCCCAGCGAGAGAAGAAGUGCAAGGAGUGGCUGAACGGAUGCAGCAGGCUGUUCCGCAACAAGCUCCCGGGAUUCGACCUCAAAGCAGCAGAGAGGGAGCUCCCUACGUUCUGCGCGAUCAUGGAGACUCACCAUGAGAUGGAGAGCUUCGCACAGGGCCUGUCCAACUUUCUUGGGAGCACAGACUCAAAGCGGUAA